AAGGGUUUAGAGGCUUUUAAUAUCCUCACUAAACACAAAGUUUUCAAUGAUGGUGACUCGUGGUUGUUCAAUCACGGUUUUGUCUCGCUUUCUUAUAGUUCUCCUGGUGAUACAGCUACACUUUGAGUGUACAACGGCAGCUCGACACGCACCGGUUGUUUCCUGGUCACCACCUGAGCCGCCUAAGGAUGAUUUUGUGUGGUACCACAAGAUCAACCGCUUCAAGAACAUAGAACAAGACGCAUUCCGACCAACCCACCAAGGCCCCAGUCAAGGUAUCGGACACAAGAACCCUCCAGGUGCUUCUUAAAAUACCAGUUGGUUACUUACUGCUUUAUCGCGCAGCGUUCGUCUGUUUUUCAAUCUCUGUUAUGUGUUGUCUUUACGUUGGUUAAAAGAAAAGAAAAGGAAAAAAGAAGAAGAAGGGAAGAAGUUUCAUAACAGUUUCUUGAGGAGAGGACAUGAACGUGAAUCGAUCAAGAAGAUGAGCUAAGAUUUGUUUUU
This is a messenger RNA of Camelina sativa (false flax), 504 nucleotides long. RefSeq names its product precursor of CEP4. The record is from RefSeq and is a predicted model, not a curated record. NCBI's taxonomy places the organism in Eukaryota, Viridiplantae, Streptophyta, Magnoliopsida, Brassicales, Brassicaceae.